CGUUGACUGUUGACUUUCCGUACCAACUCAUAUUAUUUAAAGUUAUUUAUUCAUUUGAAAGGGAAAACGGGUGUUUGUGCUUCCCAGUUCCCACUAUCUAACUUCUUUCUUUCUUUUUCUUUUUUGUUUCUGAUAGGAAAAUUAAAAAUACAUCAUUGCCCCUUGUUGUCAGAGGCGGUGCGUAAUGCGCGCCACUCACGGAUUGGGUCCGGGUUAUAACGAUAUAGUGUAAGUUCGUUUUCGACAGCCGACAAUUUUUCCUCACUCCGAAUCAUCAUCGUUGUUCAGAUCCAGUUAAACAGGAAGGAAGCUGACCUCAAAGCGGUUUGAGCUGGAAAGGAUUGGUGAUAGGAGGAUGAAGGAGAAAGACAGAGAGAAAAUGAGGUAUGGAGGUAGAAGGAGAAGACCAUUCCUGCAACCAUUUCUUUUAUUAUUUGCUAUGCUAGCUGGCUUCGGGCUCUUCAUGCUUGCUCUUAGGCCGUUAGAUCCUCCGAUUCGCGUGGAUUUCCCUGGAGACUCCGAACUCGAAGAUUUGGAUAGCUCGAGUUUGGAUGGUGGUGGUGGAAAGCCGAGGAACAGUGGAGUAACACCAUGUGCAACAGUGGAAGAGAUGGGCAAGGAUUUCAGAAGAGGUGUUUGGAGCGAAAACCUGAGAGUGAGAACAAUGAUUGAAAACCAUUUCGUUAUGAAUGGUGCUUCAAGAGUCAGGGAUCUCCCCUCAGAGCAGUUCUGUAGUCAUGGUUUUGUUCUGGGGAAAACUGCCGAGGCAGGUUUUGGGAAUGAAGUGUACAAGGUCUUAACUGCUGCAGCACUGAGUGUGAUGUUAAACCGAUCCUUGAUCAUUGGCCAAACCAGAGGUAAAUAUCCUUUUGGGGAUUACAUUUCUUAUUCCAACUUCACCUUUACCAUGAAUGAGAUCAAGCAUUUAUGGAGAAGCCAUGGAUGUGAAAGCAAAUAUGGGAGGCAACUGAUUAUGAGGGUUGAUGAUUUUGAAAAACCUCAUGAAACUAAUGUUCUAUGUAGCAAUUGGAAGGAAUGGGAGCCUCCUAUCAUAUGGUUUCAAGGAACUACUGAUGCUGUAGCUGCUCAAUUUUUCUUGAAGAAUAUACACUCCCAGAUGAGAAUGGCUGCUUUUGAUUUAUUUGGUGAUCCAAAAGUGCUAGACUCUCGCCCUAAUGUAUUUGGGGAGCUCAUGAGAGUUCUUAUAUCCCCUACAAAAGAAGUGCAGGAAGCUGUCAAUUGGGUUAUCAAUGGUGGAGAAGAUCCUGACAUCUCAUUACAUAUGCGAAUGCUUAUGAAUAGGUCCGUAAGAGCGGUACAGGCAGCACUGCGUUGUGUUAAAAAAGCCAUACAGAGUCAAAACUUUACUUCAAGACCAAAGGUGGUUCUGGUGUCAGAUACACCUUCUCUUGUUAAAAGUAUAAUGCCCAACAUAAGCGAAUUUGCAGAGGUCCAACGAUUUGAUUAUGAAAAUUACAGAGGAAAUAUAUUUAAAGGAAUGUCCCGUCUAGAUUUUAGAGUGAAGGAUUGGGGCCCUGCACCCAGAUGGGUUGCUUUCGUAGACUUUUUUCUUGCAUCUCGUGCAAGACAUGCUGUUGUUUCUGGAGCUCACAGGCGUGUUGGGACUACCUAUGCUCAGUUAAUUGCUGCACUGGCUGCAGCAUAUAAUCUGGGAAAUAACUCUGCCAGUUCAAGCUUUUCCUUUCUGAGCAGUUUCCAGAGUAACUUGUUGAGUGAGGGCCUAAAGAACCAGAUUGGUUGGGGCCAUGUGUGGAACAGAUACGCCGGGCCGUUGAGCUGUCACAACCAAACCCAUCAAUGCGCCUUUGCGCCUCUAAUCCCUCCAGCUUGGUGGGAUAGCCUCUGGCAAUCUCCCAUUCCGCGGGAUAUUAAUCGUCUGGCUUCCUAUGGCAUGCAGGUAUCUGCUUUGGGCACAGUGGACAGUGAUUCUCUUCAGACUUUCUGUAAUUCAAGGAAACCUGUUGUGAAAACCAUCCCUAUCAAACUCUAGUUUCUGCAAAUCACAAUCCAUUGCAUUCGUUUUUGGAUGAUCGUAAUAAUCAGUGCGGUAGCGUUAGAUAUCUCGCUCCUUUCUGAAUUUAAGUUUUCUUAGUUCAUUACCUACCAAUUUUAUUAAAUAUCAAGGACCUAGAAAUAUAUGGUUUAACAAGAAGCAGAAUAUUCUAUUAAAAAAGAAUAAGAAGAAGAAGAAAGCACGAGUUCCCUGGUGGAGUCGCCUAAAAGGGAAAGGAGGCAGCUACGUAGCAUGUAAUUAUGUACACAUAGCGGUGAUGUUAGGUCUUUUUUGUUCAUCAUAAUUUUGUACCUUUAAGAAUUAGGGAAUUCACUGAAAAUUUGUACAUUUGUCUGUGAAAUAACUGUUAUACAUGUAUUUUUUUCCAUUCAGUUUAA
Molecule: messenger RNA, 2412 nt
Organism: Prosopis cineraria
Lineage: Eukaryota; Viridiplantae; Streptophyta; Magnoliopsida; Fabales; Fabaceae
Exons: 7
Coding region: 356-2011 (551 amino acids)
Source: RefSeq, a predicted model, not a curated record